AUGGAUGAUUUGAAGGCCUUACUUUGGGUUGGUACGGUUGGUUGUUUGAUCGCUGAAAGAGAGAAUGGUGAACCUACUCGACCUAUAAAUCCGUGGAAUGAGGAGGCCACCUGGUAUAAUGGUGGAUCUUCUACACAGUUUCGAAAGAAUGACGUAUUGGUACGACUGUCAAUUGGUAAUUUGGUGGGCCAAAAAGUGACAGUAAACAAUGUGCCAUGGAUUCCUGACCAUGAUCCGAUGGAGCAGAUUCGUAAGGAUUGGUCUUAUUUCGAGCCAAACCCGAUUCCUCCAUUAAAUAAUGUCACUGUAGUGACAUUCUUAGGUAUUCCAUAUGCCGAGCCACCAGUUUCACAGAGAAGAUUUAAGCCUCCGCAACUUGUUACCAAACUUCCUGGUAAACAACCAUUUCUGGCUCUUCAACAUUCUCCAUCAUGCGCGCAAAAUGUCGAAGCUCGACCAACAUUGUUUAUCAAUGAUCCGUACCCGUUCCAUAUCAGCGAGGAUUGCCUCUACCUGAAUAUAUUCACUCCUAGUACUUCGCUUGUUAGUCGGCCUGUUAUUGUUUUCUUUCAUGGAGGUAAUUUUCAAACUGGUUCUUCAAAUGAAUGGCCCGGCCAUGUAUUAUCUUCUCGGGGUAUCGUUGUUGUCACUGUAAAUUAUCGCCUUGGCGCUUUUGGUUUUUUAAGCUUUGGCGACGCAAACACUGGCAAUUAUGGUUUUCAGGAUCAGAGGACUGCAUUGCAGUUUGUACAGGAUCACAUAGCAUCAUUUGGUGGGGACCCAAGACAGGUGACAAUUGUUGGGCACGAUGCCGGAGCGGUCAGUGUUGGUCUACAUAUGCUAUCACCUUUUUCGAAAAAUUUAUUUCGAGCAGGUGCUGCUUUGUCGGGUGCUGAGAUUUCAUAUCAUUCAACUAUUGGCAAACCUACUCUUGCAUUCAACAAUACCAUGAAACUGGGGCGAUACUUGGGUUGUACGCAGUCAGUAGCAGAACAUGUGUGGGAUUGCAUAUUAACGCGAUCAACUAAUGAUAUUAUACAAGCUGCUCAGACAAUACCGGUGGAAUACAAUCGCUAUCUCUUCUUACCACAUGUCGAUGGUCGAUUCAUUCCAGCUCAUCCAAUGGUUCUUUUGAAUUCUUUUCCGACUGCUAUCACUAGCUAUCCAUCUGCUGUGCCUUAUUUAACAGGUUUCAAUAGAGAAGAUGGCUCCGAGGUAGUACUUGAAGAUCGGCUUUUGGGGGAAUUUAAUGAUUUUAUUUUGGUCGACCAUGAAUACCUUAAAAAUUACGUACUUGAAUAUGCUUUCCGCCACAAUUAUACAACAAAUCGCGAAGCAGUAGCAGAAGCAAUUAUUGACCGUUAUACUUAUUGGCCAGAUGCGUCUGAUAAACGUGCAGUAAUGAAAGAAUUCAUUCAUAUGGUGACGGAUGCUUACUACGUUGCCCCAAUAAGUCUCUCUGCUCACUUACAUUCUGCUGCCGGCUCGCGAGUAUUCAUGUAUGUAAAUAAUUAUGAAUUUGGGCGAGGAUCCAGCCAACAACUUUUCCCAAAUUGGAUGACUGUAUGUCAUGAUUGUGAUUUAUACUUAUUGUUUGGUUUUCCGUUUAUGUCGAAAGAUCUGUUACCGAAGCAUUUUGAAAAUAUAACAUGGACAGACGCCGAUCGAAAUGCUAGUCAGCUUUUAACAUCUAUAUUUCGGCAGUUUGCGACGUAUAUGAACCCAAACAUUCCAACGGAUUCUAGUUGGCUAGCUUUUGAACCGCGGCGACAUUGGUAUCUCAAUUUCAAUUACUCAUUAUUUUCUGAUUUUACUAAACCUGGUACAUUAGAACGCGAUUAUCGUUGGGACUCUGUGUCGUUCUGGAAUAUAUACAUUCCUUCGUUAGUACAGUACAUGACGACAACAUUUCCGUCUCUUGAAGCUAAAAUUCGAAAAGAAUUGGUGAUUUAUCAGAUGUCACUUGGUAUAGUUGUAUGCAUACUGUUUGUAAUUCUUAUGUUGAUGUGUCUUUUUGCUUAUUUGUUAUUUGAGAGGAAUCCAAAAAGAAUCGCGAAUGAAUUGAAUCAUGAAAGGUUGAUACAUAACGUAAAUCAGCACUUUUUGCGGCAAUCGAGUCAAGAAUCAUGUUUGUAA
Molecule: messenger RNA, 2136 nt
Organism: Brugia malayi
Lineage: Eukaryota; Metazoa; Nematoda; Chromadorea; Rhabditida; Onchocercidae
Gene: Bma-glit-1
Product: Carboxylesterase family protein
Exons: 12
Coding region: 1-2136 (711 amino acids)
Biological process (GO): postsynaptic membrane assembly; presynaptic membrane assembly; modulation of chemical synaptic transmission
Cellular component (GO): synapse; cell surface
Molecular function (GO): signaling receptor activity; neurexin family protein binding
Source: RefSeq, a predicted model, not a curated record